GCCGUGGGAUAACUGACACCUUUGAUUGUCAACGCAAAUUACUCAGCAGUCAGAGAUAACGUGAACUUUGACUGUUUCACACUUUGGAAUACUAAGACUUGCAGUAAAAUGUGGCAUAAUGGAAGAUUACAGAAACCAUGGAUUUUACCAGAAAUACUUGAUUAUGAUGUGUCGUCUCCUGUAUCUAACAAAGAACCACGUUUUCUACAAAUUGUGAAGAAAGAAGAAGGUCCGUGUCCAGACGGUAGCAUUGUUGUGUUGGUCACAGAUGGCAAGUGGGACAUCAAGGCAGUCUUAACACAGGAAGCUCUGAAGGAGUUCCAAGAGGAAGAAAGAUAUUCUGAAGAAUAUUUUCAUUGUUCUAAGAUAAUAGCAAGGAAGUAUCACUUCAGUGUGGUUUACUCUGACAUUAAGGAAAAUUCAGAGUUUUUCCUGGUAGUGACAGAGCUUAAAUUUUGGACCUGUCUGCCUGGACAUUACCGUAAAAAUCCUGGAAUAUUGUGUAAUACUGUUCCGGAGGUCAGGCAAAAAUUGGAGAAAGGUUGGAUACAGUGGAAGGCAAACAGAUCAGAAAAAACUCGACAGUGUUGGAACGAGGAAAAUGCAGCACUGUCUGAGCUCAUGGGACAGUUUACACAGCCAGGUUCACAGAGACUGCUAACACAAUGUGGGUUGUCACAACUAACACAAUCUUGGACAAUGCCGUCACAACUAACACAAUGUAGAGAAGCAAAGCAGUCCAACCUGUCCAGAGAUGCACCUAUUCCACAUAUUGAAGAACCAGAGUCUGAUGCUACCAUUACUGAUCCUAAAAAUGGCCUGGGCAGAAAGCCAGACGACCAUAUUCACCACACAGUGACUUCUGGGCCCCUUGGAGUGACCCUUGACCCUGGCAUGACAUUGGGAGCUGGAGAUGGACAUCAUAGUCAAGAGCUUCCUGUUCAACUGACCAGUGACUUCAACAUCCACUAUUAUCUAGCUGCUGAGCCAGUUUUCCAGCUCCUUGAAACAGUGAAGAAAAAUUUAUCAUCAAACCUAGUGGCUGUCCCACCAGACUCUGGGAUUACCCCACUAGGUUCUGAAGAGGCACCGAAUAUCCCACUGGACAUUGGGGAUGCCCCAGUAAAUACAGGGGAUGUCCCACAAGGUUCAAGCAUUGUGCAGUCUGGUUCAGAAAAUGUACUAGUGGUUCAAAAAGAAAGUCGAUUACAAUCCAAGUUUGUGACCUCUGACCUUGGAGUGACCCUUGACCCUGGAGUGACCUUGGGAGCUGGAGAUGGUCAUCAUAGUCAAGAGCUUCCUGUACAACUGACCAGUGACUUCAACAUCCACUAUUUCCUGGCUGCAGAGCCAGUUUUCCAAAACCUUAAAACAGUGGACAAAAAAUCAUCAUCAGGGCAAGUGGUUGCCUCACUGGAUUCUGAGAUUAUCUCACUAGGUUCUGAACAUGUCCUGGAUGCCCCACAAGGCUCAAGCAAUGUGCAAUCUGGUUCAGAAAAUGUUCCAGUGGUUCAAGAAGAAAGUGGAUUACAAUCCAAGGAUGUCCUGCCUCUGAACCCUGCUGAGCAUGAAAAAUCUUCACUUGCGGCUGUGUCAACUCCAGAUCUUCCAGUACAACUGAACAGUGUAUUCAGCAUGGGAGAGUUUAUCAUCAGUGAGGCAGGACAGGCAUGUUUAGACAGGUUGAAAGAAUGGCAGCCUGGUUUUCAUCCUCGUACAUCUCCUUCUCACCACACUACGUCUGCUAGCUCCCCACUGAGAGGUGUCCAGAUAGAGGGCGCUGUGAGUGAACCACCUGAUGUGACAGAGGACGGAGAAAGACCAGAGGCGCAGUCUGAUCAGGGUGGUGCUCAGGAUGUGGGCGAUGGUGUUUGCAGAAAGAGAAAAGCAGGUUGUCAAGAUGAGAGUCCUGAUGAAGAUGAUACUGGAGGGAACAGGUUGAAGAAGAAGGGAAGAAUGACCUCUGGGAUUGAAUUAGAAGAAAAGUUGUCAACAGAUGGCGCUGAUGUUGCCAUCGUGUCCAAUCAGCAUGAAGCUCUUAAGAAAAAAUGUUUAGAUGAUGGUGAAAGAGAAAUGCAUAUUAUUCAGACAUCUCACAUAGGAGACGGACAAGAACAAUCACCAGAAGCUAUGCUGGGAGCUGAUGUGGGGGAAUACAUGGACAAAGUGGUCUUUUCCUUUGAGGGACAUCCUUCACAAGACCCAAGUCCUCAAGAUAUAGGUCAAGGUCAGGGUGAGAAAGGUCAAGGUCAGGGUGAAGUAGGUCAAGGUCAGGGUGAAGAAGGUCAAGGUCAAGAGAUGAGGGAUCAGGUUAUGAAUGAGAAGGAACUUCAUGAUGAGACUGUAGUUUAUCAGUCAACACUGUUAUAUGGAGACACAGACGAAACCAGACCACAUUUUCUGCCGUCCCCUUUGAGAGUCUCAGAUGAUGAAGAAGCCAAGAGAUUGAACGACAUGCUACAUUCUGCCGAAUACAGCGGAGAACGGCUGUUUUCUUCUGAUGACAGCGAGGCAGAGGCUCAGUCGCACUCACAUGAUGGAAAAUCCCAGCGCCUGGUUGGACAGAAAUACAUUGUUAUUUCUAGUGGAUCAGAAGAGGAAAACCAUGGUAGUCCUUUGUUGAGGAAUAACGAGGAAGAAGAAGAGGAAGAAAAUAGAUUAGAAAAAUUAAGAACCCCUGGAACAUUGUCUGUUGGACCACAGGUGGAAACUUCAGGUGUUUUGGUUGUUGAGGGUAACAUCAGUAAUAGAGCUGAGGCAUUAAUGGCUCAAUGCCAUACAGAGACAUCCCAGGUUCCAGUAAAACCGUCUCAGACUGAGAGCCAAUCCCAGACUAAAUCCAGCCGUGACCCAUCCCAAGUCUAUCCCAGUGCCAUCCCAACACAGACUGAGGCACAAGGUGCCCCCUCUCAGAGACAAAAGAAAGGUGUGGCUGGCAUGUUAAAGUAUAGAGACCCUAGUGCACUGUACAAUACCAAAACAAAACAUGAAAAUAAAGGUAAAAAGAAGGGGAGAAAGCUGUUUACUAUGGACCCAGGACCUCUUAUGGGAGAUGAUGAUAAACAUGUAGAAAUGUCUUCCAGUAAAGAAAUUCAAGCUGGCACAAUUCCUAAAAGCUUGUUGGGAAGGGCACAGUUGUUGAGUCAGAAUAAUCUGCCACCUGGUAACAGGAAUGUAUCAGAAAAUCCACCCAUCACAAGUGGCAGAGGCACACAUGGUAGUGGAGAGCAGUUUGUGAACAGUACAGGCAAUUCCAGUUGUGCAAUUCUGGGUCAGACAUCCUGUAAUGGAGUUUCUGUUUUGGAAGGCAAAGAAAACAACAGUGAAUAUAUUAUUGAUGACACCAACAAUUCUGUUGUUUUUGUUGAAGAUGCACACACUACCAGAUCCCAAACACUGAAAAGUACAGGCAUUUCCAGUUGCACUGAUGUGGAUAGUGUACAUAGUAAUAGUAUGAACAGAGUCGUGGAUAGCACUGUUUCUGAUACACAGUUUGACGAUUUCAAUACAAACUUUGUGAGGAGACACUUGAGCUGUAAAGCCAGCACCCCAGUAAAAUCUCUGCCAGACCAACAACAGCAAGAUGAUGUUGUGCACACUUCUGAACAUAGUGAAGAUAAUGAUGUCAUACUCAUUGGGGAAUAUAGUCCAGAGUUUGUUGGAGCUUUGCAAAAGGAAUACCAUCAUUUGCCCAAAAGUACUUUCGACAGUGUGCAAUUAAAUGAGCUGAAAUCAAAGUCUGACUCAGAGCAAGAUCCACUGGUGCAAAGUACAAGUGAUACGAAUGACAAUGUCACCUCUGCAGUUGUAACAGUUGGAGAAUAUAUCAAAAGAAAGAGAGAUGAGCUGCAUAGUAAACAAAGAUCGGAGCAGCAAAAGAUGGACAGCAUGCAGGAAGGAGAUGAGAGCUCUCUGGAAUUUGGACAAAGACUAGUGUCGUCUGCUGAAAUGACAGAAACCAGGUCAAAUGAAAGUCAGACACAGAAGCAAGGUCAGUCAGCACUCCAAGACAAGCUACUGAAUCUGAAGUUUUCAGACAAUACCAUGACCUUCAUUAGGAAAGUAUUCCUCAGGAAAAGGCCAUCGAGCUAAACAUAUCAGCCAAUUACUCGUGGAGGAAUAACCAACUUGUUGAUGCCCAGAUAUGUUUUUAUGUACAGACACAGAUGUCGUCGCUGUGCACUUUUACCGAUAACACGAUAAGUGGAAAACCGUUU
Molecule: messenger RNA, 4217 nt
Organism: Lingula anatina
Lineage: Eukaryota; Metazoa; Brachiopoda; Lingulata; Lingulida; Lingulidae
Source: RefSeq, a predicted model, not a curated record